AUGGUCUACUCGUCUCCGCUGGGGCAGACCAACACGUCUCCUAGUGCCACUUGCCGUGGUGACGCAGUUUCACCAGCCAACCACACCAACUCGUCUCGCCUCGGCGACUGCAACUGCAACUGCAACUGCUUGGCUCCGGCCGGUAACUACGUAAUUGGAAAGCUCACAACCGGACUUGUUAGGAAAGCAGACGAGGCGAAGAGUCCAGAAGAGAGAAGCGAUCAAACCGCCACCAUACCGCCUGCCCAGGACCGUAAGAAUGGAGGGGAAUGUGCAGAACGGUGUUGGACGAUGCACAAAGCCACACGGACAGACAGACAUACAUGCAAAUAG
Messenger RNA from Protopolystoma xenopodis, 333 nucleotides. NCBI's taxonomy places the organism in Eukaryota, Metazoa, Platyhelminthes, Monogenea, Polystomatidea, Polystomatidae. The record is from the annotation of a GenBank genome assembly.